AUGGGCGCAUACGAUUUGGUUAUUGGUGUCCUCCUACUGGGAUUGUUCUUCAACACCUACCUUUAUGGUCUAGUGACGUACCAGUUUAUCGUCUAUCGCAACACAACAUUCAACGAUCCUUUCUGGAUAAAGUCUGUUGUUGGCGCCCUGUUCAUCCUGGAUACAGUGCAUAGCGCCGUAGCUGUGUACGCGGGUUGGGAACUUUGCGUCACCAACUACGAUAAUCCUGCUAGUCUUGCUGUCGUCUCAUGGACCAUUCCGUUCACGGCUGUUGCGACGUCCUGCGCUGCCAUUGUUACUCAAUUAUUUUUGGGACAUCGUGUCCUCAUCUUGACGAAGAACAAGAUUCUCACCGGUUUGAUUGGCUUGUUGAGCCUGCUCGGUUUCAUCUUUGGAGUGUAUGCGGGCAUCUAUUCUGGGAUACUCCGAGAAGUCUCCAAAUUUGCUCCUCUCAAUCCUUUCGUCACUUGCUGGUUGACGUUCCAGACAAGUGCUGAUCUUAUCAUCACCUUCGUUCUAUCCUUUGUGCUUAGCCGUUCCAAGACUGGUUUCCGCAGAACGGAUACAAUCCUUAACAGACUGAUUCGCGGUGCAGUCCAGACUGGUCUAUUCGUCUCAAUAUUCGCUCUGGGAGACCUCUUUAGCUUUUUGCUUCAUCGUAACACCAACCUCUACGCCAUGUUUGCAUACCCCAUGGGCAGGAUCUACACCAACACACUGCUUGACACCCUGAAUGCUCGCAUUGCAAUCAAAAAUAUGAACAACACAACUGUGGAAAUCAGCUCCGAGGGAAACACCUUCCGAAUGCAAAAUCAAUCGCAAACGCUGGCAACAACAAGUGUUCACUCAAUUCAAGUACAAAAAGAGGUGGUAACAGAUGCAGUAGAAGAUCGCGACGCCAAGUAUGCAGGAGACGACGGAUAUCCAAGCCGUGUCUAA
This is a messenger RNA of Laccaria bicolor S238N-H82, 939 nucleotides long. RefSeq lists its product as uncharacterized. The transcript is spliced from 13 exons. NCBI's taxonomy places the organism in Eukaryota, Fungi, Basidiomycota, Agaricomycetes, Agaricales, Hydnangiaceae. Bases 1 to 939 code for a protein of 312 amino acids. The record is from RefSeq and is a predicted model, not a curated record.